Messenger RNA from Seminavis robusta, 207 nucleotides. The record is from the annotation of a GenBank genome assembly. NCBI's taxonomy places the organism in Eukaryota, Bacillariophyta, Bacillariophyceae, Naviculales, Naviculaceae.
AUGGUACACACAAAGCAAGACGAGCAUCACAAGGGGAAGGCUGCCGUGCCGGAGACUACGGGAACGUCGGAGGGAUCGGCCGCACGCAACAUUCAACGCAAACACAACAGCGACCCUGGUCAAAAGGAAAAGAAGCAAGGAGGAGGAGGCGGUGGAAAAGGAAAAUGGGACGUCUUGGAUGAUGGAUCCAUGCCAGCAGAUGCCUAG